AACCAAGUUUUCCAGGACGGACAAAUUUAAGGCUUUUUUUUUAUAAUUAAAGGAAAGAAGAAGGAACAAAAACAAUAUUUUUAAAAUUCCACAUAACAAAUGUCUGACCGGAGCAAGACAAGGAAAUCUGCAACAAAGACCAGAUCACCUGAAGGGCCCACAGUUUGUUCCCAGAAGAGUGAAGAUGAGCCAACAGGCCCCAGCAGCGUCUCUGUUAGAAGUGACAUGUCAAAGGGUCUGCCAAAUGACUUUAGAAAAGCCAGAUCAAAACGUCUGAAAUUCAGCAAGGAGCUGAGCAGCUGCUCAGUUUGUCAAAAGGUUGUGAAGGAUUUGCUUUAUCUUAUUUGUGGACAUCCAUCAUGUAAGAAGUGUUUGGAUUUGAGCCUGACGGAUUUACCGACAGACUCGCCCUGCUUAACGUGUGGAGAGACAUGUAGGAAAAACACACUGAAAGACAGAGGUAACAGCGUCUCUCUGGAAGCACAGAUGAAUCUUAAAAAAGCAAUGAAAAAUAAACUCACCUUGACGUCUGAAGGUAAUGGUGACCAUCACAGCUCCCUCAAAAGCAUCUACACAACCCUGUUCAUCACCACUGCAGAUAAUGAUGGACGAAACGAAGAACAUGAGUACAGACAGAUCAAAAAUGAUCAUCCAAACCAACCACUGAAUGACUCUACAGUCAACCUGAGUGAGCUCUUCAAGUCAGUGGCUGCCCAGGAGAAACCCAACAGGACAAUCCUGACUAAAGGAGUUGCAGGAAUUGGGAAAUCCUUUGCUGUUCAGAAGUUCAUUCUUGAUUGGGCUGAAGACGAAACAAACCAAGAUAUUGACUUUGUUUUCAGUCUUGCUUUCCGAGAGCUGAAUCUGAGUGUAGGAGAGAAAAGCCUCCAUGAGCUGCUGACUGAGUUUCAUCCGUCUCUCCAACCUCUAAAAGAUUCCCAGGAUUACGCCAAAACAAAGAUCAUAGUGAUCCUUGAUGGUCUGGAUGAAAACAGACAUCCACUGGACUUUCAGAACUCAGCCAAAGUAACUUCUCUUGAUCAUAUAGCAUCUGUAGGCGAUCUUGUUGUAAACCUGAUCCAGGGUGACCUCCUUCCUGAGGCAAACAUCUGGAUAACUUCCCGACCAGCAGCAGCCAGUCAGAUCCCUGCAGAGUACAUCGACAUGGUGACAGAGAUAAGGGGGUUCACUGAUGCUCAGAAAGUGGAAUAUUUCAGAAAGAGAUUUGGUGAUGAUUCCAGUCUCACUGACAGGAUAACAUCACAUAUUCGGUCCUCACAAAGCCUGGACAUCAUGUGCCAGAUCCCAGUGUUCUGUUGGAUUUCUGCUGUCUUAUUCCAGGAAGUCUUCAGCAGAAAUGAAGAGACCGAAAUCCCCCAGACUCUAACAGAGUUAAUGGCACAUUUUGUCUUUGCUCAGACAAAACGUAGAAGCAGAAAGUAUGACAUGAACCCUGAGAAAAACCGGGAGAAGCUCCUGAAGACUCACAGAGAAUUUCUUCUGAAACUUGGGAAACUCGCGUUUGUCCAGCUUCUAGAAAACCAGCUCAUCUUCUAUGAGGAAGACCUGAAAGGUUGUGGCAUUGGUAUAGCAGAAGCAACAAUCUUCUCUGGUUUAUGUAACACUGUUCUCCGAGAAGAGGAAGUCUCCUCCCAGAAAAAGGUUUUCUUCUUUGUGCAUCUGACUCUUCAGGAGUUCUUUGCAGCUCUGCACGUCUAUGAAUGCUUGAAAACUAAUGAAACCAAAGAACUUGGGAAGUUCCUUUGUGUGGAAGACAAAGACAUUCCUUUACUUGAUCUUCUAAAGAUGACAGUCAACAAAGUGCUUGAGAAGAAGAAUGGUCACUUAGACCUUUUCUUGCGAUUCCUGCUUGGCCUGAUGGUUGAACCCAAUCAGAGAAUCCUUCAGGGUCUGUUGACUCCUCUUGACGAAGGGGAUGAGAUGGACAAGAAAAUCUUAACUUACUUGAGAUCACUUCAGAAAACCAUCUCUCCAGACAGCUGUAUCACCAUCUUCCAGUCCAUGACUGAGAUGAGAGAUCACAAAGUCAAAGAUGAGAUUCAGGAAUUUCUCAAACUGUCUGACCAUUCGAAAAAGGAACUGUCUCCUUUGCACUGCUCUGCUUUGGCCUACAUGCUGCAGGCCUCCAAGAAUGAUCUGGAUUUACUGGAUCUGAAGAGCUACAACACAUCAGAUGAUGGUAGAAGAAGGUUGAUACCAGCUGUUAGGAGCAGCAAAGAGUUGCUUGCAAAUUGCAAAGUUACAAAGAACUGGAUGGUUCCUCUGGCCAAUGCCCUCAAGUUUUUCUACUCAGCUCUGAGGGAUCUUGACCUGAGCAACAAUGACCUGAAAGAUUCAGGAGUGGAGGUGCUUUGUGGAGGACUGUCGAGUCAUUCCUGCAAACUGGAAAUACUAAGGAUGUCUGGCUGUUUGGUCACAGAGACGGGAUGUGAUCAUCUGGUCUCUGCUCUUCAGUCCAACCCGUCACAUCUGACGGAGCUGGACCUGAGCUACAACCAUCCAGGAGACUCUGCUGGCAAGAAACUCUCUAAGCUGAGGGAUGAUCCACAAUACAAGCUCAGAAAGCUGAACCUCGACGAUGGAGGGACUCACAGAUUGAAGCCUGGCUUUAGGAAAUAUGCCUGUGAACUCACUUUCAGUCCUGAUGCAGAACACCAGAAGCUGGUUCUGUCUGAAGGAAACAGAAAGGUGACCUGGAUGGAGGAUGAUCCAGAAAACUCAGGUCACCACCAGGUGGUGCUGUGCAGUCAGGGCCUGACAAGACGCCACUACUGGGAGGUGGAGGUCUCUGGAUCUUUGAGCAUCGGGGUCAUACAGGAGGAGGCCCGAAAGAAAGACACAAUGAGUGAUUUCACAAUGGGGCACAAUAAGGAUUCUUGGUGUUUGGUUUGUUCGGAUGAUGGUUUUCAUGUUUGGCACCAUGAUGACAGAGUAAACGUGUCUUCCCUGGGAAGACGCACCAGUCGGUUGGGGGUGUAUCUGGACCGGCCUGCUGGUUCUCUGUCUUUCUACAGAGUUUCCUCUGACAGUUUGAUCCAUCUUCACACUUUCACAGUGGCUUUUAGUGAUCCUCUGUAUUCUGCAGUUGAACUUAAAGCCCAAUCAUCUGCUGUGUUUUGUAUUUUAUAACUUAGGUGGGUCCUGCUUACAUGUAUAGAGUGCUGUAAAAAGUAAUGUCUCCCUAUGGAUUCAUUUGGUUGAACCCAAUCAGAGAUUCCUUCAAAGUCUGACUCCCCUUGAUGACUGGGAAGAUACAGACAAGAAAGUCUUAACUUACCUGAGAUCACUUAGAACAAAAACCAUCUCUUCAGACCAUGACUGAAAUGAGAAAUCACAAAGUGAAAGAUGAGAUUCAGAAAUUUCUCAAACUGUCAGAAAUGGAACUUGUUCCUUUGCACUGCUCUGUUGACAAAAUAUCAAUGUCACAUUUAUUUAUAGAGCACUUUAAAAACAGAUGUAAACCUGCCGUACAAGAACAACAACACAAAUUGAUAAAAACAGAGUAUCAAAACACUACUUCAAAUAAAUGCUGGAGAAUAAAAAUGAGUUUUGAAGAUCAAUUUAAAAUGAUCAAGGCUGUUGGCAGAUCUAAUCAGGAAAGGUAAAUUAUUCCAUAGAACAGGAGCAGCAACAGAAAAAGCCAGAUCUCAUUUCCUCUGAAGUCGGGUCCGAGGAACUAUGUCUGUUCAUAAAUCUUUUUUAGAUUCUCUUUUCUACUUUGCAAAAUGGUGAGAUGAUAAAGAAAGUACGAGCUGUACUUAAAACAAAAUGCCUGAUUGAUCAUUAGCAAAAGGUUAUUGAUGCCAUAAGAAACAAUGUAUUUAUUACUCCAUGAGUAGAAUGUGAAGUUAAAGCAGUUAAAUUACAUUGACUUUAGUUUGCCAGUGUUGUGGAUCAUAUCUGAAGGAGAGCAUUUGUACAUUUGAUUUGGACUUUAUUGUGUUGGUAUGCUUUUAUUUGGAAGGGGCAAUACUUUAUUUAUAGCAAUAUUUAGAUUAUGGGAUUUAUAAAUAUAUAUAUUUAUCAAAGAUUUUUACAGUUUAAGCGUUUUUGGUUUUCGAAAAGUAUAUGAAAAUUUAAAAAUGUUUUCUACUUUGCUUGUUUAAAUCCAAUCAAAUUUUAUUUGUAUAGCACAUUUCAUCAACAAGGCAUUUCAAAGUGCUUUAUUACAUUGCAGAACAUGCAAAGCACACAGCUACUGUGUCAUUCAAUGAAGUGUCUGUAUUAUGAUUCAUUCAUUGCUGCUAAAAUGUGGUGUGCAUUAUUCAUACAUAUAAGCUGUCACUGAAAACUUUAUACAAUCAUGGAA
Messenger RNA from Poeciliopsis prolifica (blackstripe livebearer), 4330 nucleotides. Its product is annotated as protein NLRC3-like. Gene Ontology annotation, molecular function: protein binding. The record is from RefSeq and is a predicted model, not a curated record. Lineage: Eukaryota; Metazoa; Chordata; Actinopteri; Cyprinodontiformes; Poeciliidae.